UAAAGUUUUGCGAUAACUUUUCAAGUUUUUUCCUCUUUGUUUUGUUUUAAAUAAAACUGCAUUAAAUGAAUCAUUCCUAACAUCCCUAGUCAGUACACCAACUUCAAGGUCUUGUAAUAUAAAAUUUAACUAAUACUUAUCAACGAAUUCUCAUAAGCAAAAAAAUGAAUAGAAAUGAAAGAACAUUUUUCUUAUCACUACGUAUGGGAACACCCUUUAUGUUUUGUUGAUAGAGAAACUUAUUUUUUGUGUUGUCAAGGAAGGUUAGCUAAACAUUUUCUAAGAGGGUGCAUUGUUUUUCAGCCCACCUGAUUUUUAGCGGCCUACGCAUUACAAAAGCAAAGUUUUCUGGUGGAUAUACAUAAAUAAAUAUGUACUUAUAUGAGUUCCAAAACAUAUUUCGAAAGAGGCAUUUUAUAGGGGUUUUAACACCUAAACAAAAAGCGAAAUAUACUUAGAGGGUAUUUCUUUACAUUAAAAGCUUAAAACUUAAGUCAAAACUAAUUGCCAUGGCGAUUUUAAUGGAAGAAUUUUGUCAAACUUACAAGUGACAUAAUUUGAUAAAAUUUGUCAGUUUAGAAAUGAUGCGCUGCAAAUAUGCACACGCCUUUUAUUUACCUUUCAUCAAUAGCAGGAGAAAAAUUCUGCUGUUCUUAUCAGAGUUAUCGUUCCCUCUUUUCUUCUAUGCCACUGUACAGAUAACAUUUUUAUUUGAAAUUCGCAUCAGCUGCACAAGCUAUGUAUUUGUUUUUCAGUGCACUGGUACUUAAGCAUUGCAUCCGACACAUUUUCCUAUCAGUUCAAAUUCCUAACUCGAACGCAACGCUUUCAACGCAAAGCGCUAUAAAAUAAAGCAAUUAAUAAACGUGUAAAAAAUAUUUACAUAUAUAAAUACAUACAUACAUGCACACAAACAAAUACACUUUCGGCAUAUUUGAGAAUGUCAGCAAUUUGUAAUGCCCGUAAUGCCGGCACGGCUGUCGUACGAGUGUGCAAGUAUGGAGGAAAACAACAAAAACAACAACAGUUGCAGAAAAGUCAAAUUGCAUUGCAGUCGACACUAAGCAAUGCCAAGAUUGAAAGCAUGGAAACCAAAUCAUCACAAAAUACGUUUAACUUGGAAUGGCAACAGGCGCUACCCUAUAAAGCAAUUCCCAGACUAACGAGAUAUCAAAUGUUCCGUGGUUUCGUAAAAGGAGGUGAAUUUGUCAAUCUCUCGCUAAAUGACUUCCUUUUUAAAUGUCGUGAGAAAUUUGGAGAUAUCUAUCGUAUGGCUGGUGUUAUUGGGCAACCAGACACGGUCGUACUUUUUAAUGUAGACGAUUUCGGGAAGAUCUUACGCACCGAAGGUAAAUGGCCUAGUCGGCCCGGAACAGAUGCCAUUAGAUACUACAGAGAAUCACGAAAAGAUGGUUUCUUUAACGAAACGGGUGGCCUAAAUGCAGAAGGCGAAAAAUGGGGCGCAUUCCGAAAUCAAGUGAAUCCCAUUUUGAUGCAUCCGAAAAAUGCCAAACUUUAUUUAGAACCAUUGCAAAAUGUGAAUUUGGAAUUUGUAAAAAGAAUCCGCGAUAUUCGCGACCCGCAUACACACGAAGUGCCGGGCAACUUUUUUGAAGACAUCAAUCAUCUCGCCUUCGACUCUAUUGGAGUGGUUGCGCUGGAUUAUGACUUCGGUUUAACUCGCAAAAAUCCCGAUUCAAAAGAUGCCAAAUUACUUUGCAAGCAUAUGAGCGCAUUUCUAAAGUCCAUUUAUGAUUUGGGAAUCAAACCUUCAUUCUACAAAUAUAUAAAAACACCAACAUAUCGACGUUUUGAAGAGUCUAUGGACCUCAUGUUUGAUAUCACAAAUCGAUAUGUCAAUGAAGCUGUAGCACGCCUAGAAGAGUACCCUUCCACCGAAGGCGAGGAACGCAGUGUUUUGGAGAAAUUAUUGAAAAUCACUCGACAGACGGCUAUCGUUAUGGCCAUGGAUAUGCUGAUGGGUGGUGUGGAUGGGCCUUCUAGUACGAUCGCUACUAUCGUACUGUGUAUCGCUAAAAAUCCAGAAAAGCAACAAAAACUGCGCAAAGAGCUUCUUGCUAUUUUGCCGCACAAAAACGAUCGUUUCACUAUUGAUAAUAUGAAGCAAUUGCCUUAUUUGCGCGCCUGCAUCAAGGAAGCACUUCGUUUAUAUCCAUUGGCAUUUGGUACAGCGCGUAUAACUGGUGCUGAUCUAGUGUUGAGCGGGUAUCAAGUACCCAAAGGGACGCCUGCUUUAAUUGCCACGAAUUCAUUACCGAAUGAGGAGCGUUUCUUUCCACGACCUCGUGAAUUUAUACCGGAACGUUGGCUGCGCCAAAAGGAUGCAUCAUCUAUGAAUGUUGACGAGCAAUUGAUUGCUGAUAAUGUGAAUAAAUUUAUUAAUCUGCCUUUCGGAUUUGGUCCACGCAGCUGUGUUGGCAAACGUAUUGCUGAUAUGGAAAUGGAGCUGACAUUGGCUAACUUGGUGCGAAAUUUUCAUAUUGAAUACAACUAUCCGGCGGAAAAUGCCUUCAAAUAUCAUUUUAUAAGUACGCCUGCUAUACCGUUGAAAUUUAAAUUCGUUGAUUUGAAAUAAAUAAAUACGUUUCUUAUUUGAAAAAAG
This is a messenger RNA of Rhagoletis pomonella (apple maggot), 2623 nucleotides long. Its product is annotated as probable cytochrome P450 12c1, mitochondrial. The transcript is spliced from 7 exons. Lineage: Eukaryota; Metazoa; Arthropoda; Insecta; Diptera; Tephritidae. The coding region runs from base 941 to 2596 and encodes 551 amino acids. Gene Ontology annotation, molecular function: monooxygenase activity; heme binding; oxidoreductase activity, acting on paired donors, with incorporation or reduction of molecular oxygen. The record is from RefSeq and is a predicted model, not a curated record.